UCGGCUAAUUCCAGUUUCAAACAUAAUUAGAGCAAUGAUUACGGGUGGCAAAAGCUAUGUUUCGUCUGUACCAGCGUUCUCCAAUGAUGGCAAGAAACUGCUUCUCUGUACAGGCAACACAGUCUCAGUAUUUAGUACUUCCACAGGCAUGCAGAUUACAGAAUUGGAGGGUCAUCAAGCCCCUGUAACUUCAGUUUUUGUUGUACCAAUUUCUACUUCUGCAAGUAAAGUUUUGUGCUACUGUUGGACUUCAUCUCUUGAUGGAUCCAUUUGCUAUUGGGAUUUUUCAGUACCAGAAUUAAUGAAGAAGGUGGAUGUCCAACUCCCAAUUUAUUCCAUGGUGAUUCCAGGUUUAUUGCAUCCACAAAUUCAUAGCAAUGGAAAACCAUCUGAUCUUUAUGCUUAUGUGUCGGUUGAGGAUACAAGCAAGCAAGGUGACAAGUCCAAAGUAUUAAGAGGACAAAUUCGGAAGUGUAACCUAUCGGAGUCUCGUCUGCUUGGAGGAGUGACUUUGUCAGAGACUCAGCACCCAGAAAUCAUAACUAUUAGUGCCUCUGGGGAAUUCUUUGGCAUCCGAAACAAGCAAAGGCUUCAUGUGUGGAAACUUCCUUCUAAGGAUUCAGAACAUGAUGUAGUCAGGAAGAUGACAUUGCAUCACACAAAGAAAUUGACCAUUCUUGCUUUCCAUCCAACUGAGAGAAUUUUGGCUGGGGGUGAUGUAACAGGGAGGAUUUUGAUAUGGAGAGGUUUUGGCAAGAGAAUAUUCUCUGCAAAUGAAAAACAAAUUAAUGGAAGAGUGGUAAAGCAUGGGGAAGAAAGGCCUGGGGUGAUAGGAGAUGAUGAUGCAGAUUCCUGCUCAACAUGGCACUGGCAUGCAGCUGAAGUAAAUGCUCUUUCUUUCUCCUCUGAUGGGGUCUAUCUGUAUUCAGGUGGAAGAGAAGGUGUUCUUGUGGUUUGGCAGCUUGACACAGGGAAGAAGAGAUAUCUAUCACGCAUUGGGUCCCCACUUCUAUAUUUUACAUAUUCUCCAGAUCCUUCACUUUCCUUGAUUUCUUGUGCAGAUAAUCAAAUUCAUCUUUUGGAAAUGCCUUCCAUGGAGCUUUCAAAGUCCAUUUCUGGGAUAAAGCCUCCUUGUUCAUUUCCAAAGAUCUAUCAAGACUCAUUUAAUGGGAUUGCAUUUGAUCACACUGCUGGGUUAGCUGCCAUACGGACAGAGAACUACCGCAUACAGUUCUACAGCUUGUUUGACAAUCGAGAAAUUUCACAGGUUCAAGUCUGUGAAAGAAACCAUCAACCAGGAGAUGAUGUGACGGUAUUUGUAACUUUAUUGGCUCUUUCAAUAGAUGGCUCUCUUAUGGCUACUGCUGAAGUUAAGCUUCCUGAAGAGGGAAUAGGUGGUCUUGUUUGCCUUAAAUUUUGGGCAUCUGGGUCCCAGGGUGGAGAGUUCACGUUGUCUACUGUUAUUUAUGAACCUCACAGUGAUGCCGCAAUUUCUGCUAUUGCAUUCCAUCCUACUCAGCGUAUGGCUGUGAGCUCUUCUUAUGGUGGUGACUUCAAGAUUUGGAUUCGCAAUAAUGAUCAGCAAAGCAACCAAAUGCUUCAGAAAUCCGGGUGGAGAUGCCAUUCUGUUGGUACAUACAAGAAAAAACCCAUAACAGCUGCUACGUUUUCUCCUGAUGGCUCAAUUCUGGCUGUUGCAGCAGAAACUGUUGUUACUUUGUGGGACCCAGACAAAAAUGUCCUUGUUGCAGUAGUUGGGGAAACCCUUAUGCCCAUUGUUACCCUUUCUUUUGUUGGGAGGUCAGAAUAUCUUGUCUCGGUAUCUCAAGGUUUGAAGCCACAAUUAUCCGUUUGGAGCAUGUCAAAGCUAUCCAUAUCUUGGUCAUAUAAGCUUCAUGCAGAAGCUGUAGCCUGCAUGAUAGAUGCAUCCAUUUUUGCUGUUCUUGUCCUUUCCAACUCAUCUGAAAAGGUGACAUGCGAAGAGAGCUCAGUCCCAGGAAGUAAUGGGUUAAUCUUACUUUUCAACGUGGAAGACCCAGUUCCUUUAGUGACUUGGUCUGUCAAGAAGGCACAGGGUGGGGCACUUGCCUUUCUUAAGGUGGAGUUGUCUCUACUUAAUGAAGAAGUUACUGAUGAAAAAUCAUCCCAGGCAAUACUUGCAUAUGUGAAUAGUGAUCACGAAUAUGUCAUCUUUGAUCCAUACAACAGGAAAGAUCAUAAGAUCACGACGAAUCAUCGGGGGAAUCUCAUUCCUCUCGAAGAAGCAGGACGUUCUGGGUACACAUCUAUCUAUGGGGAACUCCAGGAAUUUGAUAUCAACGGAGAUUCAACUCCACAGAUCACGUUUGUACCAUCUGAAAGACCUUGGGAAACUAUAUUCAGUGGAUCAUCACAUGUUCUUCCUCCCUUAACCAAAUUGUGUUCGGUUUUCUUGGAAUCCUUGCUAGAAAAAAGAUCAGCUGUUCAAGACUGAAAAAUAGCUCUUCAUGCAUGUUGAGAAAUAUAUUCUUCAUCAUGCCAUCGUAUGCCAAGUAGCAACAUUCCCUGUGUUGGAAAAAGUGAGGCUUCACUGGAGAACAAGGACUCGAUACAUCUCAGCUUUGAGGUUGAGAUUGUGUUUUUAAAUUUCAAUCUAAUGUGAGAUAGUAACAAUACAGAGGCUUGGGAAUUCAAGACAGUGUGUGGAGAAAGAGAGGCGAUCAAUAAGUCGUCAGAGAGAAUAUGGGCAGUCGGCUCUCAAUUUUGUAGUUCUUUUAGGUGAAUAUAGUUUUUUUGAUAGGAUUGUAAUUUAUGGAUCUUCCCAUAUUUUAUUAUUUUCUUUGCGACUUUUUUUGUUGUGUUUAACCCAAUUUAAUUAAUGUAAAUUUAUUUUUUUAUUUAACUGUUACCAUUUAUUCAAAUGUCAUUAUUCUGUCCAUGAA
Messenger RNA from Nelumbo nucifera (sacred lotus), 2921 nucleotides. RefSeq names its product Transducin/WD40 repeat-like superfamily protein. NCBI's taxonomy places the organism in Eukaryota, Viridiplantae, Streptophyta, Magnoliopsida, Proteales, Nelumbonaceae. The record is from RefSeq and is a predicted model, not a curated record. Gene Ontology annotation, molecular function: protein binding.